Molecule: messenger RNA, 851 nt
Organism: Phodopus roborovskii (desert hamster)
Lineage: Eukaryota; Metazoa; Chordata; Mammalia; Rodentia; Cricetidae
Gene: Ovca2
Product: OVCA2 serine hydrolase domain containing
Exons: 2
Coding region: 10-693 (227 amino acids)
Biological process (GO): response to retinoic acid
Cellular component (GO): cytoplasm; nucleus
Source: RefSeq, a predicted model, not a curated record
CUCUGCGGUAUGGCUGCACGGCAACCCCUGAGAGUGCUGUGCCUGGCGGGCUUCCGGCAGAGCGAGCGGGGCUUCCGCGAGAAGACUGGAGCGCUGAGAAAGGCGCUGCGGGGCCGCGCAGAGCUCGUGUGCCUCAGCGGGCCGCACCCGGUCACCGAGGCAGCAGCUCCCGAGGGCGCCGGGCCAGACUCCGGGCUCUGUGUUCCGGAGGAGCAACCUCGAGGCUGGUGGUUUUCAAAACAGGAAGCAGAUGUUUUCUCCGCGCUGGAAGAGCCUACAGCAUGCAGGGGUUUGGAGAAGGCCCUGGAAACUGUGGCACAGGCCUUGGACACGCUGGGACCUUUUGACGGACUCCUUGGCUUCAGCCAGGGGGCUGCACUAGCUGCUUUUGUGUGUGCCCUGGGUCAGGCAGGCGAUUCCCGCUUCCCCUUGCCGCGAUUUAUCAUACUUGUGUCCGGGUUCUGUCCCCGAGGCCUUGGCCUUAAUGAAUCUAUCCCACAGAGCCCCUUGCCACUGCCUUCGCUUCAUGUUUUUGGGGACACUGAUCGAGUCAUCCCUCCUCAGGAGAGUAUGCAGUUGGCUAGCCGAUUCCUUGGAGCUGUCACCCUCACGCACUCUGGAGGUCACUUCAUUCCAGCAGCUUCGACUCAGCGCCAAGCCUACCUCAAAUUCUUGGACCAGUUUGCAGAGUGAAGGAUCAACAAAUGUCUCUGGACUGCUUGCCCUAGCAGCCAAGUUGUCUAAUCCCCUCCUGUCCUUAACCUAGUGCCACUCUUAAUGUGCCUAGUUAAAAGGCAACUGUCAGUUCUCAGGACUCACAUAAACCCUGCCCUUUACUGGAGCAGAGAGGA